Molecule: messenger RNA, 1186 nt
Organism: Papilio machaon (common yellow swallowtail)
Lineage: Eukaryota; Metazoa; Arthropoda; Insecta; Lepidoptera; Papilionidae
Exons: 2
Coding region: 155-1186 (343 amino acids)
Molecular function (GO): calcium ion binding
Source: RefSeq, a predicted model, not a curated record
UAAGAGGGAUCACAAUAUUUUAUGAUUGUGACGGCAAUGGAGACGUACGUUUUAAGGUCGCACUUAAGAAAACCAAGAUGUGGAGACAAAUUCUUAGUAUGAACUGAAGUUAUGAAAAUCUGACUAAUUAUAUUAAAUUACAAGUGAUGACAUAAUGGAAAACGAUGCAAUUGAGAAUGAAACUAUCGACAAAGUGAAAUCUGAAAUAGCACCUACCGAAACUGAUAAUGUGGAACAGCCUGAAAAUGUAGACCAGCCAGAAAAUGUCGAACAGCCAGAUAAUGUAGAACAACUAGAAAAUGUAGAACAUACAGAAAACGUAGAUCAGCAAGAAAACGUAGAUCAGCAAGAAAACGUAGAUCAGCAAGAAAACGUAGAUCAGCAAGAAAACGUCGAUCAGCUAGAAAAUAUAGACCAGCAAGAAAAUGUUGAUCAAACCGAAAAUGUAUUGCAGGAUGAACCAACCGAUGAGACUCAAGCAAUAGAAGGCGAAGAAAAUAGACAAGAGAAAAAGGAAGAAAAAGCUGAAGUAACUGAAGACAUUGUAGAAGAAGAGGAGCAAUUCGUGGAAGAACCACCUCCGGACCCCGCGGCGCCGUAUAAUCUUACAGAUUCUACAGAAGCUCUCAAACCGCCCUUUGCUCUUCGACAUGAUCAGUUAGCUGAAGUGGAACAGCUUUGGGAUAUCUAUCAAGAUUAUAACCCAGCUUACACUGACAUAGACAAUUAUAUUACUGAAAAAGAGUUGAUAUACAUGUUAAAAGCUUUGCUCCUCAUGACUUAUACACCCGAACAGUUGCAAGAAUUAAUAGAAUUUUGUGUUAGGCCCCCACACCCAGACGGCCAUAUCACCUUCGAACAAUUCGUCAAAAUAGUAACAAUAAGGCAAAGAGCUAUUCCCAUCGAGGAAGAACUAAGAUUAGCUUUACAAUCUCUCGAUCCCAAUAAAACUGGUAUGAUUGAUAGAGAAUUUUUCAAGGAAUUACUUUUGAAACAAGGUCAUAAAUUACCACCGAAAAUAUUGGAAAAUCUUAUAAAAGAGGUCGACCUUAGUAAUGAUGGUACCAUUGGCAUUGAAGAUGUGGUUGGAACAUUAGGUAUUGAUUUAAAUAGAGAUGAUAUUGCAAUGUUGAGGGCAGCAGUAUUCCCUGACGAAAAUCCUCCUAAGGAGGAAGAAGAAUUUUAA